Molecule: messenger RNA, 1094 nt
Organism: Helianthus annuus (common sunflower)
Lineage: Eukaryota; Viridiplantae; Streptophyta; Magnoliopsida; Asterales; Asteraceae
Exons: 12
Coding region: 71-895 (274 amino acids)
Source: RefSeq, a predicted model, not a curated record
UAAUUAAUCCAAAAAUGGCCAAAAUGGAAAUACUCAUUUCUUUUCUUCUUCUUCACGAUCGCCGUCAUCCAUGGCUUCAACUACUCAAACCCCUUCUCAGGGUGAUGAUAAUGCUGAUGAAGUGUUUCAGCUGAUCACAGCUCAUCAGGAAAAGGCUGCUAAACUGCCUCCUGUUGAAGAAGUCAAAACCAUCCUUUAUCACAGCACUCGUGGCGCGCUUUCUACCUUCUCCCAGAAGCAUGAGGGUUAUCCAUUAGGGUCAAUGGUUGAUUUUGCUUGUGAUGAUAACGGAUCUCCAAUAUUAGCAGUCAGUAAUUUGGCACUUCAUACAAAGGACCUCCUGACUAAUCCGAAAUGCUCGCUGCUUAUCGCUAAAGAUCCAGAAGACAAAACAGAUUUAAUUAUAACUCUACAUGGUGAUGCUGUUACCGUUCCUGAAAACGAGAGAGGUGCCGUUCGUACAACAUAUAUGGCUAGACAUCCUGAUGCAGUUUGGGUUGACUUCGAUGACUUCAUGUUUUUACGCAUUGAACCAAAAGCCGUACGCUUUGUUUCUGGUGUUGCCACAGCUCUGUUUCAAUGCGGAGAGUUCACCGGCAAUGAGUUUAGAGAAGCAAAGGUGGAUCAAAUAUAUCAGUUUUCUAAACCUAUAACGUCACACAUGAAUAAAGACCAUGCAAAUGAUACAAAACUCAUAGUUCAACACUCAACAUCAGUUCCGGUGGAGUAUGCAUACAUGUUGGAUGUCGAUAGCAUCGGCUUUAAUGUAAAGGCUGGUUAUAAAGAUAAAAACUUUAAACUUCGGGUCGCAUUCCCUAGACGUGCGGAAGAAAGAAAGGAUGUAAAGACGCUCAUAAUCGAAAUGCUUCAAGCUGCUAAGUCCCGGGUGGAUUGAUCCUGCUAAGUGAAGGUGCAAGAAGUUUAAGUUGGAUUAAUUAUGCAACUUAAAAAAGAAUACAUGAUUGGUAAUAUUGUAAUUAUGUGUACAUCACAGACACUUAACUGAAAGUAACACCAAAAAAUAAAGUUUUGAAGUACACAUGCACUCUGCAAACAUAUUUGAUAUUUCACAUAAAUCCAUCAUUGUUGUUUUA